Molecule: messenger RNA, 1413 nt
Organism: Octodon degus (degu)
Lineage: Eukaryota; Metazoa; Chordata; Mammalia; Rodentia; Octodontidae
Gene: Tigar
Product: TP53 induced glycolysis regulatory phosphatase
Exons: 6
Coding region: 97-894 (265 amino acids)
Biological process (GO): negative regulation of programmed cell death; regulation of pentose-phosphate shunt; fructose 2,6-bisphosphate metabolic process
Cellular component (GO): cytosol
Molecular function (GO): fructose-2,6-bisphosphate 2-phosphatase activity
Source: RefSeq, a predicted model, not a curated record
AGUGGAGCGGCGAGGCGGCUGGCUGCCGAGCUCCGCGCUGGCUCUGUGCUGUGCUCUCCCGGCCAGCGGCGCCUGGUCUCCCUCGGCCGCUCGGAGAUGACGCGCUUCGCCCUCACCGUGGUCCGGCAUGGAGAAACAAGACUUAACAAAGAGAAAGUACUUCAAGGACAAGGUGUGGACGAGCCGCUUUCUGAGACUGGGUUCCAACAGGCAGCUGCUGCUGGGAGCUUUUUGAAAAAUGUGUUGUUCACACAUGUGUUUUCCAGUGACCUCACCAGGACCAGGCAGACUAUCCAUGGGAUUUUGGAGAAAAGUAAAUUUUGUAAAGACAUGACAAUAGCGUAUGAUUCAAGACUUCGUGAAAGGAGAUAUGGGGUUGCCGAAGGCAAGCCACUGAGCGAGCUGCGGGCCAUGGCCAAGGCUGAGGGGAAAGAGUGCCCGGUGUUCACACCUCCCGGAGGAGAGACACUCGACCAGGUAAAAAUGCGUGGAAAAGAUUUCUUUGACUUUCUUUGUCAACUAAUCCUAAAGGAAGCAGGUCAGAAAGAACCGCUUUCCCCAGAAGUCCCAGGCAACUGUCUGGAAUCUUCUUUGGCAGAGAUAUUUCCUUUAGGAAAUAACUGCAGCCCUGAGAGCCACGUGGCCUAUGGCCACGCAGGACUGGCAGCCAGCGUCCUGGUGGUGAGCCAUGGGGCCUACAUGAGGAGCCUGUUCGGCUACUUUCUGACUGACCUGAAGGGCUCCUUGCCGGCCACUCUGAACAGAUCGGAACUCGCGGCUGUCAGCCCCAACACUGGGAUCAGCCUCUUCAUCAUAGACUUUGAGGAGGGAGGAGAGCCUGAGGUCCACUGUGUCUGUAUGAACCUGCGGGACCACCUCAAUGGAGGCAACUGAGGGUGCCGGGCCUAGCCACGUCCGAGUCUGAGCAGCUGAGGUCUGCAGGGAGCACCCUUGGCUUGCCUCAGUUCUGUCCUCUGCUGUGCUGAUUUGGGAACAGGGAAAAAUCAACCUACAAACCUCCACCCCGGACAGCGAUGGAAAGCCAUUUUAUAUUGAUUGAAUUUGCACAAGUGCUGUUGGCCUACUCCAGAGUAAUUUUACGGCCCUACUCGGUCACGUCUGCAUUGUACGUGGACGGGGGCCCUCAGCAUUGCAGCUGGGGAUUGAUCACCUUGCCGCUGUGUAUUUCCCCAUUUUAAAAUGUUGGUGCAUUUUUUAAUGCUCUGCUUAUAUAUAUGUAUUAAUUACUCCUGGGAAAAUACUGUAUGCUUUUGCAUCUCAUCCAGUGCUUCAAAAAAGGAGCUCCCUGUAAUUGACACUGUAUAUUUAUAGCAAUUGUGUUAUAUUUAAAAAUUUCUUUAAAGGAAAUAUUCUCCCUCUCAUAAGUUAUUGAAAAUAAAACAGUAAAAAAAC